Molecule: messenger RNA, 1899 nt
Organism: Macrosteles quadrilineatus (aster leafhopper)
Lineage: Eukaryota; Metazoa; Arthropoda; Insecta; Hemiptera; Cicadellidae
Exons: 3
Coding region: 1-1899 (632 amino acids)
Source: RefSeq, a predicted model, not a curated record
AUGAAACACUGUGACUCACGUCUCGUUGCCGUCGGAGCACUUCCGUUCAGUGUUCAGUUGACUUUCGAGACGUGCAAUUUUAGCAGGUCCUGUAAGAAGAACGGAGGCGUUGCGUUGUAUGCCUCUAAAGAUUAUGCACCAAAAUGUAAGGCUAUAGACGUUAGUGGUUUCUGUUUGGAACAACAUCAUGAAUUUGCUUGUCUCAGUGUGCCUGAUUCCAAUCUCAUAGUUAUAGGUGUGUAUCGCUCACCCGAUGGAAAUCUGGAGUGGUUCCUUGACAGCCUUGAAAAACUAGUCCUAUCCCUUGAAAAUAGAAGAACGAAAAAUAAUCUGGUCCUGGGUGGUGAUGUUAAUAUAGACAUUUUAAAAGGUGAGAAACACUCAGAAGACUUUUUAAAUCUUUUGAGAUCCCUAAAUCUUUAUUGCUUGGUGUGGGAACCUACAAGAGGCAAUUCGUGUCUGGACAACGUUGCGACGGAUUUACCCAAAAGACUCCUGAAAACGGAAGUGAAGAGACUUGCUGUAAGUGAUCACGACGCAGUCAGCCUCCAUGUACAAACUGCAUCAAGUGCAGUACCUGAUGGUUCUGGUCGAAGAGUAUGUAGGCCUAUUUCAACAGACAAGAUAAAUAAUUUUAUAUAUCGCCUAGAUAACACAAACUGGGACUUCCUUUAUAAUACUGGUGCGGCUGAAGAUACCUUCAAUUGUUUUUUUCAAAAUUUCCUUCUUAUGUUUAAUGAAUGCUUUCCCACAAGGUUACUGCCUACAAAACGCUCCAAGAAAAAUCAAAAUCUUCCGGACUGGAAGGACCAAUCCCUAGUAACGUGGAAGAAGUGGGUGCUCCUAGCCUAUGAUCUCUACAGGGACAAUAAAACACCCGAUUCAGAGCUACGCUACAAAACUAUUAAGAAGCAGUACAAACAAAAACUUCUAUCAGCUAGACUGGAAAGAAAUGCUCGCUUCAUAGAAUCUGCCAGUAAUCGCUGUGCAGCAGCCUGGAAAGUUAUCCAUGAAGAAGGUGCUCCGUCCAAAUCCCAGUUGAUAUCUUCAGUGACUGCGGAAGCUUUCAACGCCCAUUUUAUUGACUCCGUCCAGCAGACCAGAGAUGCUAUCAACGGUUCAGCCACUUCUGCCCUAGAUAUGCUGGAGAAACGUGACCCUGCAGGCUCACGGUUCAACAUUACCCUUUUAUCCUCUGAAAGUGUGAUACGGGUGGUCCAGAAGCUCAACAACUCUCCAAGCAAAGAUAUAUUUGAGGUAUCUGUCAAUCUUAUUAAGAGUGUUUUUCCUAGCAUUGUUAAGCCUUUUACCUAUUGCCUGAACCUAUGUCUCUCUGAAGGAGUCUUUCCCCAAAGACUAAAGAUAGCCAAAGUUAUACCUAUCCAUAAGAAAGGUGAUCCAAACAGUCCUGAGAAUUUCCGCCCUAUUUCCCUACUCCCAGUAUUUUCAAAAAUAUUUGAAUCUGUAAUUAAGGAUCAGUUGUACAAAUAUUUCGAAGAGCACAAUCUGCUCAUGACCGGCCAGUGUGGCUUCAGGGCGGGUCUCUCGACCAUAGAUGCUCUAGAUAAGCUUGAAGCAGUAGUACUGCAUGGAUUUGAGGCUGGAGGCUUUACUGGGGCCACCCUGUGUGAUCUCAGUAAGGCUUUCGACACGGUCGACCAUCGGAUACUGCUGGAUAAAUUGAAUUUUUAUGGAGUAAAGGGCUCUGAACUCAGGCUCAUGGAGUCAUACCUGGCUGGGCGUGAGCAGAGGGUGCUCAUAAAUGGACAUAUCUCUAGCCCUUGUCAGAUCACUCAUGGUGUCCCACAGGGUGUCUCAUGUCAUGUAAGAGGAAGCUUGGCACUCUCGAGCUCAGAGGAGGGGUCCACCACUACAACACUAGGAAUAAGCAGGAUCUAA